Molecule: messenger RNA, 2226 nt
Organism: Phodopus roborovskii (desert hamster)
Lineage: Eukaryota; Metazoa; Chordata; Mammalia; Rodentia; Cricetidae
Gene: Pigv
Product: phosphatidylinositol glycan anchor biosynthesis class V
Exons: 4
Coding region: 283-1764 (493 amino acids)
Biological process (GO): GPI anchor biosynthetic process
Cellular component (GO): mannosyltransferase complex; endoplasmic reticulum membrane
Molecular function (GO): alpha-1,6-mannosyltransferase activity; GPI mannosyltransferase activity
Source: RefSeq, a predicted model, not a curated record
AACGGAGAAGGAUUUAUUAUCUGUUUCCUCUAGGGAGGGUGCAAAGUCGUUCUAACAGUUUCCGUUACAGGGUACCAACUGGCCACCCCUCCCCAACAGACGGUUUUGUUGAAUUAGCUUCCUUUUUUUUUUUUUUUCCUUCUGCUUUUGGCGCCACUUCCUACGACAGAAACUGCUUGAGGGAGGAGUCCUCGAGGGUGUUCUCUGAGGUUUCCUUCCUCGUCCUAAACAGCCACCUAAGAGUUUAGAAGCCUGAGGAAGCUCAGACCUGGCAGUGAAAGGAUGUGGCUCCCGGACCCAUCUCAGAAAGAGGUGCUGAGGUUUGCAGUGAGCUGCCGCAUCCUGACUCUAAUGCUACAGGCACUCUUCAAUGUCAUCAUCCCAGAUCACCAUGCAGAUGCCUUUUCUCCUCCCCGCCUGGCCUCCUCGGGCUCUUUGGAUCAGCUUGUGGAAGGUCUCCUGGGUGGUCUGUCUAGAUGGGAUGCAGAACACUUCCUGUUUAUUGCUGAGCACGGCUACCUUUAUGAGCACAACUUUGCCUUCUUCCCUGGCUUUCCCUUGGCCCUGCUGAUGGGAACUGGACUGCUGAGGCCUUUGCAGGGCCUCUUGAGCCAGCGCAGCUGCCUACUGAUCUCAGUAGCACUUCUCAACUUCCUGUUCUCUGUGCUGGCUGCAGUCACACUUCAUGAUUUGGGCUGUCUGGUUUUGCACUGUCCCCGCCAGGCCUUUUAUGCAGCCAUGCUCUUCUGCCUCAGCCCUGCCAAUGUUUUCUUAGCAGCUGGUUACUCAGAAGCUUUAUUUGCCUUCCUGACAUUCAGUGCCAUGGGGCAGCUGGAGAGGGGCCGGAGCUGGGCAAGUGGGCUGCUCUUUGCUCUUGCCACUGGGGUGCGCUCCAAUGGGCUGGUCAGUGUCGGCUUCCUCCUGCAUUCUCAGUGCAGAGACUUUUUCUCUUCUCUUUUGGUGCUGAACCCCUUGAAACCACUCAUCAAGCUGGUGGCCUCUCUCUGCUUGUCAGUACUCACUGUCAGCCUUCCCUUUGCUCUCUUUCAAUAUUAUGCCUACACCCAGUUCUGUUUACCAGGCUCUGCCCACUCCAUUCCUGAGCCUUUGGUACAGUUAGCUGUGGACAAAGGCUACCGUAUCACAGGAGAAAAUGAGCCCCCGUGGUGCUCCUGGGGUCUGCCCCUAGUAUACAGCUACAUCCAGGAUGUCUACUGGAAUGUUGGCUUUCUGCGAUACUAUGAGCUCAGGCAGGUGCCCAAUUUUCUACUGGCUACACCAAUGGCUGUACUGGUUGUGUGGGCAACCUGGACAUAUGUGACCACCCACCCUUGGUUCUGUCUUACACUUGGACUUCGAAGAAGCAAGGACAGUAAGACUCUAGAGAAAUGGCACCCUGGCUUCCUCAGUCCAAAGGUGCUUGUGUACCUGAUCCACGCUGCCCUGCUGCUGCUCUUCGGAGCUCUGUGCAUGCAUGUUCAGGUUCUCACACGGUUUUUGAGUUCUUCCACUCCUGUUGUGUACUGGUUCCCAGCUCACUUGCUUCAGAAUCAAGAACCACUGUUGAGAUCUGUAGACACAGCGCCUGAGAAGCUUCUUGAGGAAAACUCCCCACCAGAACAGAAGGCCCCCAGAAACUGUAUCAUGAAACUCUUGUACAACUGGAAGGCCUGUUCUCCAGUCACAAGAUGCAUUCUUGGCUACUUCCUGACUUACUGGCUCCUGGGACUACUCCUCCAUUGCAACUUCCUGCCUUGGACUUGACCAGGAAUCUCAAGGGACAGGCUGGAAGCUGAUUUAACCCAGGGGCUGAAAAGUUCAAGAGACACUGGCUGGGACUGCCUGCUCAUCCCUGAGAGCACUAUCUGUUAGGCUCAACCCCUGUGCCCCUGGAGACCAGUUAGCAAUGGAGAAUAGCAAGGAAUCCUUAGUGGGAGGAGGAACUGUUUUCUCUGCUGAAUGGAGUUGUCUCAAAUCUCCUUGAUCAACAAGCAUCAGACAAUCUUAAACCUCCUGCUGACCCAUGUGGAAGUUUUUUUGGUUUUAUGUUUGUUUGGUUAAUGUUUUGAGACAGGGUUUUCUCUUUGUUACCUUGGCCGUCCUGAAUCUCUAGACCAGGCUGGUCUAGAACUCAGAGGUCGGACUACCUCUGCCUCCCAAGUGCUGGGAUUAAAGGUGCAAGCCACCACUGCCUGCCUUUCCAUAUAUAAAUUUUUUGUUUUUCCA